Molecule: messenger RNA, 1158 nt
Organism: Mesorhabditis spiculigera
Lineage: Eukaryota; Metazoa; Nematoda; Chromadorea; Rhabditida; Rhabditidae
Source: the annotation of a GenBank genome assembly
AUGUUUGCGACCUCGGAACUUUCGUGCCAUUUGCGUUCCGUGGUGCUCGACCACCUCGGUUUCAUCGAUUUGAUUGCUUUACUACGAGUCAACAAAAUUUUCAGAACUGAUGCGAUUAGACGUGCAUUGAUGCCGCACAAAGUAAUGAAGCUAGUCAUUAAUGCGCGGAUAUACAGGCCUGACGGUGUACACGAUCCCUGGAACCCAAUCGACGGCGAGGCCAAUGAGCAUAAGAUCCGAGUGCGUGAGACGGCGCUGUGGAUUGUGGACCGACAGAGAACAGCUUUGUACUACCCUCUGUACGUUGACGUCCACCGCAUCUUUCUUAUCCCGGACGCGCCGCCCCGAUUGUUGGUGCGCAGCUUGCCCCCGCAUAGGGAAUAUAAGUGUGACGUGCCUUUCGCCGAAUUUCUCAAGUUUCUCCAUCGCGUGCGAUGUCCAAAAGAACUGUGGGUCGUCCUGAGAGAAGAUUGGGAACAGCCGAGUUCGAGGGCGCAACUCAUCAAAUUCCAGCUGACCCCAUUUUUCCGACAAAUAUCGGCUGUUGAUUGUCUCACCAUAUCCGUGGAGGACCCGGUGACGCUCACGAAGAUACAAGGCGGUUAUUGGGGGAACGCCACGCGACUGCGCUUCAUGGACGCCGCGGAGACGCUGCUACGCUGGAAUCCCUUGCUGGCAGUAAAUCAGGGCGCGACGGGGCCAGCGCUCCAUGGGAUUGAUCUCGGAUCGGGACGGAACGACAUCACGCUCAGCGGUUUCUCCAGGGAGCAGCAACUUUGGGAAUUGGUGGAGUUGGGCGUUCGGGCGGAGCCGGCGUGUUGCCUCGGUAGACUCCUUGAAAUCAACACCCAACGCCGUCUGGCGACCGCGGACCCGAAUGAGCAUGCGGACUUACUGAUGGAGAGACUAGCGGCUCAGCUGAGCCGGGAACAUGGUGGAGCAGUAGCAGCUAUCCAAAAGGGAGCACCCGAGCUGCAAAAGUUGCAGCAUUGGAUGAACAAGCGGCGGCCGAUGUAUCGAGACCACCCGUUGCAGCGCUACUUCGAAGUCCAAGUGUUUCAAAAACGGAUGCUUCUGGCGUUCACCUAUCAAUCGUCCAUCGUGCCGGAACCCCACGGAAACAUAUGUCUUUGCUUCUUCGAAAUCGCGCCUACCCGA